UCUCUCUCUCUCUCUAUAUAUAUAUAUAUAUAUAUAUAUAAGAUUUCAUGAUCAUUAGUUCUCAUAUACAUUAUCACAAUUAUCAACUAAUUCUUUAAGGCAAGACAUGGAUUCCGAGCAUGCUAGUGUUACAAGGAGAAAAGUUUCGGUUCUUCAAGGAGAUGAAUUCUUCUUUAACAAGGUCAUUUCAAGGAAUUCUUCAAUGAGUUGCUCGUCGCGGCUGUUCUAUUACCGGAGUGCUGAAGGAGUGCCAUUUCAGUGGGAAAUGCAGCCAGGAACUGCAAAAGACCCGCCACAAGAAGAAGUUCUUCCACCGCUCAGCCCUCCACCGGCUGUUCUUAGCUUAGGACUACCAAAACCAUGCAUUCAUGACCUUGAAGAGCCUAAGGUUUCAAUAAAAUCGAAGCUUAAGUUCUGGAAGCAUAUCAGGAAGAUUCAAGGAUCCAAGAAAGGCCCACAAGGAUUUCUUCAGAGGAAUAAUAAUAAUCAAAAUAUUGUAAACGUUAAUAAUGGGUCCGAUUGUAAGAAGUUUGAAAGCUUUGAGUUUUGUAGCUCUGAUGGCGAAUUUAUGGUGUCGCCGCGAAAUUCAAGCUUUUCUUCUUCUUUUUCAUCAUCGUCAUCGUCCUCAUCGGCACUGUCUUUAACUAAGGGUCAUUCAAAGAAGUCUUCUAGAUUAGAGGGUCCUGCCAGGGACUCAUUACAGGGGAUUAAUGGCUGCAGUCCUUGGAAGUUCAAUUCAUUUCUUGUAUAUGUUGCAAGGCGAGUUUGAUCUAAUCUGUGUCUCUUUUUCUUUUUUUCUUUUUUCUUUUAAAUAUCUUUGGCCUGAAUUUUCUUUGUGCUCAGUGUUUUUGUAAUAUGUAUAAAUGAAGAACUUGACUGCUAUACUAAUGAUUCAUUGUUGGAAAGCUGAGGGCAUUUAGAAUUCAACUAAUGUUUGUACCAUUGGUUAACUUAUACUAUACUUGCAUUAGUAAAUUUGGGGUCAAAAUAUUCACUCAUAUCUUGUAAUGUCUUAUUUAAUUAAAUUAAUGAAUACACUACUACAAGAAUAUUUGUAUUUGUAUUUUUCUUUUUCCUUCUAAUUUAUAAGUAGGUAUAGUGAAGUACAUUGCAGAGCAAGUGAGCAAAUAACUCAAAAGAAAGCACAAAUUAUAAAUAAUAUGAAAGGGUAAGUAAGAAUGAAAUAUAAUAUUAAUGCCGUUAUCGUUAGAACUUUAGCUUAG
Ricinus communis (castor bean) is the source of this 1223-nucleotide messenger RNA. RefSeq lists its product as uncharacterized. The record is from RefSeq and is a predicted model, not a curated record. The coding region runs from base 107 to 769 and encodes 220 amino acids. The transcript has a single exon. NCBI's taxonomy places the organism in Eukaryota, Viridiplantae, Streptophyta, Magnoliopsida, Malpighiales, Euphorbiaceae.